AUGGAAAUUUUCGGAGUGAAGUUCGCACCUUUGAACGUUCCGUUAAAGCGAAGAUUGGAAACGCUCUCAGCCGCAGUAUGUAUCGUACUCUUCGCCUUUGGAAACUUCUGCGGAUACAUUCUCACCGCGUAUUUUCUUUUCUUCACGGAGACCAUGCGUUACUUUAUAUUACUUUACUUCGUCUGGAUGUAUUACGAUUGGAACAAGACCGAUAUGGGGUAUAAACGGCGAAAACUGUUGAACUGGAUAAGAAAUUGUGCCUGGCAACGGUACUUCUGCAGCUAUUUCCCAAUAAAAUUAAUAAAAACCACCGACUUGGACCCGAGCAAGUUGUAUUUGUUCUGCAAUUUCCCGCAUGGGAUUUUAUCAUCGGGGGUUUAUGGUGCUUUCGCGACAGACGCCGCCGGUUGCAAGGAAUUGUUCCCGGGGAUCGAGUUCAAAGUCGUUAUAUUGGACCAACACUUCAAGGCACCGCUUUUCCGAGAAUACUGUCGCAUCAAUUGUGUCGUCGGUAGCACUUCAGAAAGUCUGAACCAACAACUGUCGAUGGAACCUGCGGCACCGUACACCGGAAGAGCGACAGUUCUGAUCGUCGGUGGAGCAGCAGAAGCAAUGGAAUGUAAGCCGGGCACUUAUCGUAUCCUGAUAAAAAGGAGGAAAGGCUUCGUAAAGCUCGCGCUGAAAAAUGGGGUUAAUGUUAACGUUGCAAUGUCCCAAUGUUUCAUUGUAAUAACGGAACACGUUUGCUUUAGCACUCCCUUGGUUCCUGUCUGUUCGUUCGGGGAAACGAACCUGUUUGACCAAGUGUCGUUUCCAGAGGGCUCGUUUAUGAAUAAACUGCAGAUCUAUAUUCGAAAGAAGAUCGGUAUGGCGCCGGUUAUACCGGUAGGCCGGGGAUUCUUUCAGUACUCUUUCGGUAUCAUUCCACGGCGAACACCAAUCACUGUCGUUGGCAAAUUUGAACAGAUUUUUCUAUCUUUGCCUUUAAAAUUGCAACCUUAUAAUAAUGUUUGCGAUUUUCUAUUUUCCCCAGUCGGUAGCCCGAUGGAAUUACCCAAGAUAGAAGAACCAACCGUAGAGCAGAUUGACGAAUAUCAUGGGAAAUUUAUCGAGCACGUGGUGGACUUUUUCGAGAAGGAAAAGCACAAGUACGUCGAAAACGCGGAUUCAGUGCGCCUAGAAUUCGUAUAG
This is a messenger RNA of Heterotrigona itama, 1191 nucleotides long. The record is from the annotation of a GenBank genome assembly. NCBI's taxonomy places the organism in Eukaryota, Metazoa, Arthropoda, Insecta, Hymenoptera, Apidae.